Messenger RNA from Colias croceus (clouded yellow), 883 nucleotides. RefSeq lists its product as uncharacterized. Bases 113 to 850 code for a protein of 245 amino acids. The record is from RefSeq and is a predicted model, not a curated record. NCBI's taxonomy places the organism in Eukaryota, Metazoa, Arthropoda, Insecta, Lepidoptera, Pieridae. The transcript has 4 exons.
AUUUUAAGUAGGUACUUAUUACUCGUUGUUAUUAAUUAUUACCUAGUUGUUAAACUACGGACAGAGGGACAUAUUGGGUGCUUUGUUUCUUCAUAAAGAAACACAAAUAGUUAUGGAUACUGAACAUAAUAAAGCCAAAGCACUUAGUAAGGAUGAAACAAAGGCGUUGCUUUCUUUGAUCGAAGGAAGUGCCAUAAUAACAAAUAAAGCGACUAACGCCACCAACAAUAAGUUGAAAAUGGAAGAAUGGGUUAGAAUAACGACAUCAUUCAACGCCAGUUUUGGGACUUGUCGCCGUACACCGCAACAACUCCGGUUAAAGUGGGAGAAUUUGAAAAAAAACUCACGCAAACGCAAUACUCAGAUACGGAUGAAUCGCAUCAAGACUGGAGGUGGAGCGCCACCUUAUAUACCACCAGAUGAAAUACUGGACAGAGUCGCCUCACUGUUAGGCAGUACAGUGGAUGGCUUUACAGUGGAGUUUGGUGGCGACUCAGAACAAGUGGUAGAUUAUGGUGAUGGUGACUGCAGUGAUGGUGCAAUUAUUAAUGAAGUGGAAAAAGAAUUACCACUAGACAAUGGUGAUGGGCAGGAGGUGCCAUUUCUAGUCGUUAACACUCCAGCAGCUGUUGGACCUGCAUUACCUAAGAGGCUUUUUUUGGGUACUCCCCGAGCCAGUGGUUCUAAGAAAAGGCCAAAACCUGAUGAGGGGUGCAUAAGGAGAAACCUCGCAAUAGCGGAGUAUUAUGAAAAAAAGAAAAUGGUUCUAGAUUGUACAUAUGAGAAAAUCAAAUUAGAAAAUGAAAAACUAAAAUUAGAAAUAAGCAAAUUAAAAGAAAAUAAGGAAUAAAAAAUAAAGUUUUUACUGAUUAUAAAGUUUUUA